AUGGAUAUCUUGAUCGAUUCAACCUCGGGUCAAGGCUUGCUGUCAUUCAUGGAUGGAUUUAGUGGCUACAAUCAUAUCAAGAUGUCACCCAAAGAUGCCGAGAAGACAGCCUUUCGAACACCAUAUGAGAAUUUUUAUUACACGGUCAUGCCGUUUGGUCUUAAGAAUGCUGGCACCACCUACCAAAGGGUUAUGACGGCGGUGUUUCAUGACAUGAUGGGAAAAGAGGUGGAAGACUAUGUGGAUGACCUUGUGGUGAAGUCCAAAACUACAAAAAGCCAUGAAGAAGUUUUGAGGAGGGUGCUGGAAAGGUGCUGA
Molecule: messenger RNA, 318 nt
Organism: Prunus armeniaca (apricot)
Lineage: Eukaryota; Viridiplantae; Streptophyta; Magnoliopsida; Rosales; Rosaceae
Source: the annotation of a GenBank genome assembly